AUGGCGACAAAUACUAGAAAGAGAACAGGAGAUGAUUCUCUAGAACUUUCUACGAAAAGGUUACGAAUUGAUGCCUCGAGUUCUCUGCCAGCGGCAGAUGUACUCGAUGGUGAUAAUGAUAAUGAAUACAAGCCGGAGCAAGACCAGAUCUCGGAGGAGGAGGAAGAUACUAUGGAAGCAGCAGAUACACCGAAUACACCAUUUUCACCUGUACCUGGAAAAAAAUUCCCAUCCGAGUAUAAGACGAUUAAAUGUACGUAUGAAGGAUGUACAAAAACAUUCAAUCGACCUGCAAGAUUGGCAGCACAUCUACGAUCACAUGCAAAUGAAAGACCAUUUAUAUGCUCAUAUGAAGGGUGUGAUAAGGCAUAUAUUGAGGAAAAACAUUUGAAGCAACACAUCAAGGGAUCUCAUACUCACGAACGAGAAUAUACAUGUGAUUGGGAAGGGUGCAGUAAAAGUUUCUUGACGGCCACGAGGUUAAGAAGGCAUAAAGACGCUCACGAAGGCCAUGAAAGGUUCAGAUGUACAUCAUAUCCUCCCUGCAAUCAGACGUUUCGAAAACAUCAAACACUCCAACGCCAUAUUCGUUCCGACCAUCUCGAUUUGGCUCCAUUCCCAUGCACAUACAUCGAUCCGAUUACGAAUGAACUCUGCAAAGCAGGAUUCGAUGCUUCAGGUGGCCUCAAAAAGCAUAUGGAAAGAACUCAUGGAGCAGCCACGUUUCUAUGCGAAGAAUGUACAGUACCAGGAAAAUUCCACGAAGAUGGUACACCCGUACCGUUAGCUUUCACAACGAAUGCCAAGUUACAAGCACACAUCAAGAAAGAGCAUGCAAAUUGUAUGUUCUGUGAUCGAAAAUGUUCCAGUCAACAACUACUUCAAAAACAUAUCGAUACUCAACACUCGGGCACUACACUUGAAGAACGUAAGAAUAUACCUUGUGAAUAUCCGGGCUGCCCGAAGACCUUUACCAAGAGAGCAAAUCUACAAGUUCAUAUGCGCACUGUACAUGAUGGACAGCGUUUUAUUUGCGGAACAUUUGAUGUUUCCCAAACUCCCGACCUCGCAUCUUGGAACGGAAGCGAUUCAUGCGGUAAAGAUUUCGUAUCGAAAGUUAAUCUUGAAGAUCAUGUUCGAACACAUCAUCUCGGCUUACCCAGUGUUUUGAAUGCGAGAGGUAGACGGAAGACUGAUUCACAAACUAGACGUUCUGCGAGAAGGGCACCCGAGCAAACCGAAAUUGAGGAGUUAGCAGGUUAUGAUGCCAGAAGAACAAUUGAUUGUGUAGUUCAGGGAUGUCCUCAUAAAUUUAUGAGAGAUUAUGAUUUCCAUGAACAUAUGAGAAUUCACCACCAGGAUGUCGGUUUUAUGGAUGGCCAGAACGAUAUGAAUCUAAAUAUCGAUAUGAGUAUGAUGGACCAUUUCCCUUAUACAGACAAUGGAGGAGAACUACCAAGUCUAGAUUUCAUGAAUGAUGGUACGGGGAUGGAUAUAGGUGCUCUAGACAUGGGAAUGGAUUUGAUCGAUCCGGCAUUACAUACACCCAACUUCAAUCUAGAAGCAUCGGCAUCGGGAUCAGCAGCAGCCUCCGUAGCACCUUCAAUCAAUGGAUGGGAUACCGCAGAUGUAGCUGCAGAAAUAGAUCUGGAUUGGGACUUUCAAAGACAGCUAUUGGAAGGAGGACGAUUUUGGAUUGGUGGAGAUGAACAGCAGGCUCCCGGGGGUUCACAGGAGUGGUCACGAGAUCAGGCAGAGAUGAGGAGUUUGAUUGAUUGA
Messenger RNA from Botrytis deweyae, 1779 nucleotides. RefSeq lists its product as uncharacterized. Lineage: Eukaryota; Fungi; Ascomycota; Leotiomycetes; Helotiales; Sclerotiniaceae. Gene Ontology annotation, biological process: regulation of transcription by RNA polymerase II. The record is from RefSeq and is a predicted model, not a curated record. Bases 1 to 1779 code for a protein of 592 amino acids. Gene Ontology annotation, cellular component: nucleus. The transcript is spliced from 2 exons.